UCGCCUUCGCGAAGUGGUCGUCGCUCACCAGCCAUGGCCGCCAAGGCUCUGCGUUCUUCUUCUUCAUCCGCUGUUUCUGCUGCUUCGGAAGGUAAGCUCUCCUCUCUCUUCACAUACCCACGUCGGCAAUGUCCCAGAACUCGCCAUCCCCCGCAAGAACCCGCCGUUCAAAUCGCGCCUCCGCCACCAAAAUCCAAACUUUCAGACACCCAGGAAGACCAAACUCGACUCGCCCUUUUCCUCCAGAAGAAGUGUAAAUCAGGGGAUUUCACCGUGGACGAAGCGCUCCGCCAUUUCGACCGCAUGAUCUCCAUGCAGCCCUCCCCUCCCACCUCGUCGUUUCGCUUGUUGUUGGGUGCACUAGCUAAGAAGAGCCAUUACUCUGCUGUGAUUUCGCUUGGCGCAAAGCUGGAAUCUGUCGGGUUGUUGGCUGAUUACGCUGUGCUCAACAUUUUGUUGAAUUGCUUCUGCAACGCGAGGCGGGUCGCUGAGGGUUUCGCGGUUUUGGGGGCCAUUUUUCGGAGAGGUCAUCGCCCGAAUACUGUCAGUUACACUCAGUUGGUGAAGGGGUUGUGCUUAGAGCAUAAAAUUGGCGAGGCGGUUGGCUUGUUUAUGAAGAUGUUUCGCUCGGGUCGCAGGCCGAAUAUUGUUACUUAUGGCACAUUGAUUGGUGGGUUAUGUAGGAGUGGUAAUACGAGUGUGGCGCUCAAGUUACAUCAAGACAUGGUGAGUAGCAAUGGCAAGAAUAGUGUCCUCUGCAAGCCUAAUCUAGUUAGUUAUAGCACCAUCAUCGAUGGACUUUGCAAAGAUGGGUCGUUAGAAGAGGCUCGGAAACUUUUCUUGGAGAUGAAACAUAGUGGUAUUUCGCCAGAUGUAAUUGUUUACAGCUCUCUGAUACACGGUUUGUGUAGCAUUGGACAGUACACGGAAGCCAAUGUUCUGCUUAAUGAGAUGGUAGAUCAAAAAAUCCCACCUAACACAAUUACGUUUAAUUCGUUGAUAGAAGUUCUUUGCAAAGAGGGAAAGUUGAAAGAAGCAGAAAAUGUGCUCAAAGUGAUGAUUGAAAGUGGUGUUGAACCUGACAUGUUUACGUGUAACACGAUAAUGUGUGGCCUGUGUUUUGCUGGCAAGAUUGAUGAGGCAAGGGAACUGCUUGUUCAAGUGGUGAGUAAAGGUUGUCUAAUUGAUGCAGUCAGCUACAAUGUGCUGAUCAAUGGGUAUUUCAAUCAGGGAAGUACUGAAGAAGCUAUAAGUACAUACAAGGAGAUGAUUGAUGAAGGAGUUAAGCCAACGGUUGCCACCUUUAAUACAUUGAUGAAGGGUUUCUUCCAGAGAGGUAGGGUUGGUGAUGCACGGAAUUUGUUUAGAGAAAUGAAACGUCAUGAAGUGGAACCUAAUACAAGCACAUUCACCAUAUUUAUUGACGGACUUCGCAAAAAUAAUUACCUCUCAGAGGCAUUAGAUAUUUUUCAUUCUCAAGAUCCCAACAUAAAGCUAAGUGUACAGACCUUCAAUUCCCUCAUUGAUGGAUUGUGUAAAGCAGGGGAUCUUGAAGCUGCAUGGGACUUAUUCCACAGGUUACAAAAGGGUGGGUUAGGACCAACUGUUGUAACAUACUCUAUCAUGAUAAAGGGACUCUGCCAACAAGGUCAAUUUGACAAGGCAAAUGAGUUAUUUAUGAAAAUGGAAGCCAAUGGUUGUGCUCCAAAUGUCGUCACAUUCAACACACUGAUGCGUGGUUUUUGUCAAAAUAAUGAGAUCGUUAAGGUGAUUGAGCUGCUUAAGAAAAUGGCAGAGAGAAGUAUUUUACCAGAUGACUUUACGACAUCUGUGGUGGUUGACAUGCUAUCAAAGGAUGAAAAUUAUAAGGAGUAUCUCAAUUUACUUCCUACAUUUUCUGCUUGAAAGCUAUUGGAAGAAGACACUUUUCAGUCAUUGGGAUGCUUUUUGCAUAAGGACCGCAAUGCAGCCGUCAAGAUAUUGAUCCUGACCUUGUUCUCGUUGGUGGUUGAAUUCCACAAAUGACAAGCCAUGAAUUCUUAUCAAAUAAUGGACAAAUCACACUGAUUACAGGAAAACUGGAUUUUGGUCAAAAAGCAUUUGGAAUCUACUUUCUGGUAUGCGCAUUGUUGAAAACUAGGGAAGACCAAGCAGCUAAUUGGGAAUGAAGUGGGUGAGUUAGGUCACUUUUUUUGGACCAUUGCUAGAAAUUUGGCUUUAGCACUCUUUAAGUUUCUUGAAGUGGGGACAAGUACCUAAAAAUGUGAAGUUGAGGUAGUUUAACACCCUGAUUAAAUGUAAUAUGUUGUUUUAUUCUUAUUAUUGUGACAAGUAAAGCUCUGGAUUGUUGCAUAGUACAUUUUGCACUUUCUUUUGCAGUCUUAGUUUGAAUAUCUUUGAUAUUAGUGCAUGAGGAUAUGGAUUAAGAAAUCACUUGGCACAAUGGAGGAACUAUAAGAACGAUUAGGAGGCACGCUAUUAUGAUAGCAUGAGGUCAUUGUCAUAUCAUUUAACCCAAGUUACAGAUAGUGUGAGUAGAGACCCAUGGACAAGCCUUGUCAUCUUCAAGGGUCGGGGCAAUGCGUUAAACAUUCAAGUGUUGUUUCGAAGUAUAAUAGUAAGCAUUACAACUGUCUUCAUCCUGCUGCUUGUAAUUCUCUUAAAUUGGAGAAGUUUUAGCAAGACAAACAAAAAAAUUAGGUCGAAUGGAAAAACUGGCCAUACUUUGGGAAAGGAAAGCUAUGCUAGGAUCACCCUUGGAAAGGUAUAAAAGCAAUGAUUAAUCAGCCCUAGGAUUACCUCUGGAAAAGUAUCAAGCUAAAAAUGCAAUUGUUUGUCUUAUCUAAGAUAAUUGUGCAAAUACAUUUAUGUUUCUGUCAAUGGAAUACGAACUAAGAUAAGUCUUUCUGUUUUUUUUUUUUUUAAUAUGUACAAAUGAAGGAUAUAUUGGAGCUGUAUUCUGACUAAACAAAAGAAGAUAUUGUUACCUUAGCUUAAAACCUGGGUUAUGUUUGAUAUUAGUCCUUGUCUUUUAGAAAUUUCAGCCUCUUACAUAUAAGUAUUUAGCAAACUUGAACUUGAACUCAUAGAUAUAGAAGGUUUAAAGAGUUCAUCAAUUGGUGGACCUACAAAUAAUUAUACAAACUUGGAUCAGAUGAAGAGGAUGAUGGUUCAUGCACUGCAGACGAUAAGUCGUGGUAAUCCAGCUGACUUGGACUUUGGCUCAUUGUCCACUACGCAGGGAAAAUUCCAAAAAUCCCCCAAAAGUGAGCCCAAUUUCUCAAAGUUCCUCCUGGUGGCUACGGCUCCAAGUCCACCACUGAGCAGGUCACCGAGUGCCGCCGCAACCUCCGCUCUAUCACUGCCAUCACUGGUGCGAUGUUGGAAAUCAAAGCCGAGAUGGCUUGGGUGCUGGUGAAGUGCGGCACAAGGCGGGUGCUCCCCGGUUGGAGCCUCAAAGCCGUUAAGACAGCCGGUGCUUGCAUCAUCUCUGAGGGUCCUGAUUGCUAAACUCUGUUCACGACCAUUUGCAUUUUCUCUGCACCAACGAAUUGAAAUUGUGAAAUUUAUAGAUUAGGGUUUGAUGGGAUGUGCGGUUUCAGACAUUUUGGGACAAAAGUACUUCUGUUAAGGGCUGGACACAUGACUCGCAUGUGAUCGCCUUUUGGCCAAUAUUCUGGCUGCCAAUGAGCUGGGAAGGGGGGGUGGAGGGGUCAUCUGACACGAUGCCGCUAACUUCAGGGGUUUUUCUGGGAAACAAAUCCCAUUCUGGGAGGAACUUUGAGAAAACGGGCUCACUUCAAAAUGCUAUUAAUUGACUUUCAUGAAGUGUUUAAAUUGAGAUUCGGUUAAUAAUGGCGUUGUCCUUUUUAUUGUGCAUUAUACUUGUUUCUGCUGCUAAA
This is a messenger RNA of Syzygium oleosum, 3902 nucleotides long. RefSeq names its product putative pentatricopeptide repeat-containing protein At1g12700, mitochondrial. Gene Ontology annotation, molecular function: protein binding. The transcript is spliced from 5 exons. The record is from RefSeq and is a predicted model, not a curated record. Bases 34 to 1905 code for a protein of 623 amino acids. NCBI's taxonomy places the organism in Eukaryota, Viridiplantae, Streptophyta, Magnoliopsida, Myrtales, Myrtaceae.